AUGAAUGUCAAGGUGCCAGUUGAGGAUGCAGCUGCCGAAUCCAAAUUGAAUCAUCAACAAAAACAAGCUUUCAAUACCAUUAUACAGAGGGUCAAUUCAGAAACAGAAGGUUUAUUCUUUGUAGAUGGUCCUGGGGGAACCGGGAAAACAUUCCUAUAUCGGGCAUUACUGGCCAACGUGAGAUCAAAAGGCACAGUAGCAUUAGCUUGUGCAACCAGUGGUGUGGCAGCAACACUAUUGCCGGGAGGGCGCACAACACACUCAAGAUUUGGAAUACCCCUACAAGCAAAUGAGGCAACUAUGACACAUAUGUCAAAACAAGGCGGCGGAGCAAAACUAAUUAGACAGGCCAAAUUAAUAAUAUGGGACGAAGCACCCAUGGCGAAGCGCCACACAAUUGAAACAGUAGAUAGAAGCUUUCGCGAUAUAAUGGAUAAAAAUGCACCGUUUGGAGGAAAAAUCAUGGUGUUUGGAGGCGACUUUCGACAAGUACUGCCUGUUGUACCAAAAUCUGCACGAGUAGAGACGGUAGAUGCAAGUUUAGUAAGGUCGUAUUUGUGGCCUUUAAUGGAAAAGAUACAACUUUCGACAAAUAUGCGAGCAAGAACCGAUACAACUUUCAGUGAGUUGUUGCUGCGUAUUGGAAACGGAGAAGAAACCACAAUAAAAGAAAACUUGAUAGCGCUGCCGCAACAAAUGAUUGUCCAACAAAGUCAGGAUGGUAAUCCUGAAGAAUCAUUGGUCAGGGAAAUUUUCCCAGCCAUUGAACAAAAUUACAGAUCUGCUGAGUACAUAACAGAACGGGCCAUCUUAGCAAGUUGA
Solanum verrucosum is the source of this 822-nucleotide messenger RNA. RefSeq lists its product as uncharacterized. The transcript has a single exon. The coding region runs from base 1 to 822 and encodes 273 amino acids. The record is from RefSeq and is a predicted model, not a curated record. Gene Ontology annotation, molecular function: DNA helicase activity. Lineage: Eukaryota; Viridiplantae; Streptophyta; Magnoliopsida; Solanales; Solanaceae. Gene Ontology annotation, biological process: DNA repair; telomere maintenance.